This is a messenger RNA of Protopolystoma xenopodis, 243 nucleotides long. The record is from the annotation of a GenBank genome assembly. NCBI's taxonomy places the organism in Eukaryota, Metazoa, Platyhelminthes, Monogenea, Polystomatidea, Polystomatidae.
AUGGGUACGACUAUUAAGUUCGAUCUGGAAAUUCGAGUCCACGAGGUCGGUCUGGAGGUUCUGGUACCUCGGUUCGGCAUGAUUGCCAUAUAUAUUUCAGCAGGUCAGAUCAAUCCAAUCGGUCUAGAAGGUCUGGUGGGUCUAGUCGGCCCGGAAGAUUCGGUCGGUCGUUUUGAUCGGUGCGAUCGGUUCUGUCGGCUCGGUCUGUCUGGUGAAUUCGGUCGGUUUGGCCUUUUCGGUUGA